AUGUCUGACCAAAUCGAGGCUGUUGCCACCGCCUUCGCCGCCGUCACCACCGACGAUGCCCCUGCCCCUGCCCCUGCCCCUGCCGCCGAGGAGGAUAUAUUCCGCCGUCCGCAAGCCUUGCCGACUAACAGUCCAGUCGACCUCUCCUACCGUGACGGUUGGGAAGACGACGAGGAGGAUCCGAAAGGCGUCAUCGACAGAAACAACCGUGGCUGGCAUGCUGUCGAGGACUAUUGGAAAGAAAGAGGCUACCCGUGCCUAAAGAUCGUCGAAGAUGAAUUCGGAAACCAUCAAUUUGAACCCGUGUUGUGUCUACCGCCAUCGGCAAAGAACUGUCCCGCAACAGCAGCUGAGGCAGAGACCGAGUUCCUGGUUAUGGAGAAGGUCAUUGGACCGGCUAUGAAAGAUACAGGUGGGCCAGCAGACGCCCUCGUAAAACAUCAUUUGGCCGGGAAAGAUCCUGCUGCGAUUAAGCGCUACACCAUCACUGUCCCAAGAGACAAAGUGGAGGAGCAUCUGGAGGCUGGUUGGAAGUUGAAGUUUGGUGUACCAUGUGUCUACGCCGGGAACGAUAAAUAUCGCGAUGACAGAGCACGGCCGGAGGUGAAGCCGAAGGAUUCGGUGGCUCGCAAGACGAAACUGAGCAAGUGA
Beauveria bassiana ARSEF 2860 is the source of this 651-nucleotide messenger RNA. RefSeq lists its product as uncharacterized. Bases 1 to 651 code for a protein of 216 amino acids. The transcript has a single exon. NCBI's taxonomy places the organism in Eukaryota, Fungi, Ascomycota, Sordariomycetes, Hypocreales, Cordycipitaceae. The record is from RefSeq and is a predicted model, not a curated record.